Truncatella angustata is the source of this 599-nucleotide messenger RNA. RefSeq lists its product as uncharacterized. The coding region runs from base 73 to 384 and encodes 103 amino acids. NCBI's taxonomy places the organism in Eukaryota, Fungi, Ascomycota, Sordariomycetes, Amphisphaeriales, Sporocadaceae. The transcript has a single exon. The record is from RefSeq and is a predicted model, not a curated record.
CUUGAUUUCCUCGCUCGCUAUGGUGCUGGCCAUGGGGCCAAAGCCAUUCGCUAUAGGCACCUCCACUGCAUCAUGCAAAUUCUGUCCCUAGAUCUUCACACCAGAACCUUGGCCAUUGUCAUACCCGACGUGAAAUUCUUGGACCAAAGGAGCUUUUUCGACAAACUUGGGAAGCCUGAUACUGGUCCCGUACGAGACGGGAUGGUGAGCCUUCAACGAGCCACGUUCCGUCCCAGAUUAUUCGGCCCACUCAUUCCGGAAAAGAAAUUCUCCUACUGUCGUCUCCAUUGGUCAAAAUCAUUGAGUUUGGUGAAGCGUUCCUCGACGGCGACGCUCCGAACAUGCUCCACACUCCGUUACCGAUACGCGCUCCAGAAGUCUUAGGAGAUCUCUUGGAUCAUCAAGUGGAUUUGUGGAGCGCUGGCUGCCUGCUAUAGUACCUGUUCACAAAUCUACAAUGAUAGACCUUACUAAUUGAUAUAGCUUUUUGAACUUGUUAAUGACCAACCCCCUGUCGAUAACAGGAUGCUAAUCCCCCUCCUUGUUCAACAGAUGACGGAAUUCACCACUGACAAGCUACCAUCACGAAGGGAGAUGAA